AUGCCACCUUUGUCAACUUGCCUCAGUCUGGUUCGAAUGUGCGAGAGACCGGUGCCAGGCAGCGAGAGCACUGUUGCCGAUCUUCUUCGCAGGGAAAUGGCGAGCCUCUAUACGAAUCGUACCAACUGUGAUAACCUCGUGAUGCUCGCCGCAUUUCAAGCCUUUCUGAUCUACGCAAUGUCACUGUUCUACAAGCUUGGCCAAGGUUCACAUGGCAGUGUUAGGGAAGCAAUGAUGAACCUCCAGGACCUCGCAGGAUUGAGCUGCCGGCAGGGGCUUGUGUGUAAUGAAGAGCUACAACGCGUGCGACCGAGUUGGGAGGCCUGGAUAAUCGCUGAAGCCAAACGACGAACUUUGUUCACAAUGUACCUUUUCGAUGGUGUCUUGUCAUCCAUCGACGGCCUUCCAACAUAUCUCGGUACUGAACUACAAGGACUUCCGGCUCCGGCGUCGAAAGAUCUCUGGGAGGCGGAUACACGGGAGCUCUGGGAAACCUCGUAUAGCUUACAUCUGGCUGACUGGCCCACUGGGCAGCUUCGUAUCGAUGAACUUUGGCCCAUGCCUGAGGAAGCGGACGAAUCUGCAAUCCUCGACCGGCGCAACCGAGUAGAUCGUUGGUUGGAAGAUGUGGAUAGUUACAGCAUGAUGCUAUAUGCCGUGACGAGCUGCACCCACGGCAGUUAG
This is a messenger RNA of Pochonia chlamydosporia 170, 684 nucleotides long. Its product is annotated as C6 finger domain-containing protein. Bases 1 to 684 code for a protein of 227 amino acids. The record is from RefSeq and is a predicted model, not a curated record. Gene Ontology annotation, biological process: DNA-templated transcription. The transcript has a single exon. NCBI's taxonomy places the organism in Eukaryota, Fungi, Ascomycota, Sordariomycetes, Hypocreales, Clavicipitaceae. Gene Ontology annotation, molecular function: DNA binding; zinc ion binding.